AUGUACUACAAUCUACAAACUUGUUAGUCAAACUUGAAUUAAAAAAAAAUUUCAAGGAGCUUUGAAGAUCCAUGGCGAUGUCUCAUGUCCAGCCCAUGCUUCUCAUCCUCGCAUCACUCUUCUUCUUACCAACUUUGCUCAACGCCAUCGAUUUCGAAUACUGCGCUAAAAAUGGAAACGAUUACGGUACCGUCACUCGCAUUGAGGUCUCUCCGUCUGUUGGGUCUCACGGAAACCCAACCAUCAAUAUAAAUUUAUUCGGUUCCGCAAGCAAAAACAUCUCCCCGGGAACCCUUGUGUACGUAGCCUUUAGAUCUGGGGAUUUUACUGGCCUUUUAAAAACUUACAAUCUUUGUGAUGUGAGUACAUGUAACACUGAAUCUGAGAUUGAAGCUGGCACCAACUUUGAGUUAACUCUUUCCGACGUUCUUUAUGUUGGUUUUGAUGAGGAAAUCAAGUAUUCGGUAUCUUUGCGCCAAAAGACCUUAGAGGAGGAGGAUCCAAUAAUAAAAAUGUGUGUCGACUUCAAAGUACCUGCCCCAGCUCUUGCUUUGGUCUCUAUGAAGAUUCCGAUGAGAAACUCGCCGUCCAAGAACGGGUCGGCGGGAGGGCAUUCUCGUACUUUCACCGACACUAUAUGGUCUCCCGUUUUCAAGUCCGGUUUCGGAAUAUCUUCCAACAGAUCCUACGCCCUAAUCUCCCUCCUCAUCCUCCUCAUAGCCGGCGCGUUUAUCUCCACGCGCCUCCUCCUCGACACCACCACCGUUCUGAUAGAGAAAGAAGCCGCGACGACGACGACGACUAAAACUCAAACUCAGACGAUAUCCCCAAAAUACCCUCGACCAACCACGGAAAUUACACAAAGCCCUAAACCGGAGUUCACACUACACUGCUCCGCCAACGAAACCACCGCGUCAUGUCCGAGAAACAAAUACCCGACGACGACGAGCUUCGGAGAAGAUGACGAUACAAACCAUCCUCCGAACGCCACGUGUCCUGAUUACUUCCGUUGGAUCCACGAGGAUCUCCGUCCAUGGUCGAGUACGGGAAUCACGAGGGAAGCAUUGGAGCGAGCCAAAAAGACGGCGAAUUUCCGGCUAGCGAUCAUCGACGGGAAAAUUUACGUCGAGAAGUUUCAAGAUGCGUUUCAGACAAGAGAUGUGUUCACCAUUUGGGGAUUUUUACAGCUUUUAAGAAAGUACCCUGGGAAGAUUCCAGAUCUCGAGCUAAUGUUUGACUGUGUUGACUGGCCGGUCGUUAAAGCAACGGAAUUCGCCGGGGCUAACGCGCCGUCCCCUCCGCCGCUGUUUCGUUACUGUGGGAAUGAGGAGACUCUUGAUAUCGUGUUUCCUGAUUGGUCCUUUUGGGGAUGGGCGGAGGUGAAUAUAAAGCCAUGGGAGAGUUUGUUGAAGGAACUAAGAGAAGGGAAUCAGAGGACUAAAUGGAUAAACAGAGAGCCUUAUGCUUAUUGGAAAGGUAAUCCAAUGGUUGCAGAGACACGACAAGAUCUUAUGAAAUGUAAUGUCUCUGAGGAACACGAGUGGAACGCUCGUUUGUAUGCUCAGGAUUGGAUCAAAGAAUCAAAGGAAGGCUACAAGCAGUCAGAUUUGGCAAGCCAAUGCCAUCACAGAUACAAAAUAUAUAUAGAAGGGUCUGCAUGGUCAGUUAGCGAGAAGUACAUUUUGGCAUGUGACUCGGUGACUCUGUUGGUGAAACCACAUUACUAUGAUUUCUUUACCCGAGGCUUGCUUCCGGCUCACCAUUAUUGGCCCGUUAGGGAGCACGAUAAGUGUCGCUCUAUCAAAUUUGCCGUUGAUUGGGGGAACUCUCACAUUCAAAAGGCACAGGAUAUUGGAAAGGCAGCCAGCGAUUUCAUCCAACAAGAACUCAAGAUGGACUAUGUGUAUGAUUACAUGUACCAUCUUUUAACCGAAUACUCGAAACUCCUCCGGUUUAAACCCGAGAUUCCUCAGAAUGCCGUGGAGAUUUGUUCGGAAACAAUGGCAUGUCCAAGAAGCGGGAAUGAGCGGAAGUUCAUGACGGAAUCAUUUGUAAAGCACCCUGCGGAGUCUGGUCCGUGUGCCAUGCCGCCUCCGUAUGAUCCGGCAUCGCUUUAUGGGGUUGUGAAGAGGAAACAGAGUACUAAUACGAGAAUCCUACAGUGGGAGAUGAAGUACUGGAGCAAGCAGAAUCAAACCGGCUCUUGAAUUCUUUUAGCUUCAUUUCGGUUUUUGUUGUGUAGAGAAAAUAAAAUAUAUAUACAAGUAUAACCAAUGUUGUAGAUUACUAGAUUUAUGUUUCAAGUUUAGGUUAUUCACACGAAACUCAAAAUGAAAAACUCUCAUAAUG
This is a messenger RNA of Arabidopsis arenosa, 2349 nucleotides long. The record is from the annotation of a GenBank genome assembly. NCBI's taxonomy places the organism in Eukaryota, Viridiplantae, Streptophyta, Magnoliopsida, Brassicales, Brassicaceae.